CUUCCGUUUGAAAUUGAUUCCUGCUAUGCUGAAGAUCACGCUGGUGCGAACGCUGGCAAUUAUAUCCUGGGAUUUAUAGCACUUUCCCGUGUUUGUUUCCUGGGAUGUGCUGAUUCUCAGCUGCCUAAUAACCAAGCUCCUGUUACUGUGAAGAUCACAUACAAUUGACGUCACUGCGUUUGCCAGUAAAGGGGAUAACAUUAUAAGAAUAUCUGACAAAUUCAUUUGUGCUGAACAAGACAAUGUCUGACAAGAACCAAACCUCAGACCUUCCUGAUGCACACAGAGGGCGUCUAGAGGAAAACCCGGGCACUGGGCUAUUAAAUGUGAAGGAAGAGGAUGAGACAGAUGACAUGAAUAGUCAUCAGACUGAAAUACAUUGCUCCCUCCCUGCCGGGCGUCUAGAGGAAAACCCGGGCACUGGGCUAUUAAAUGUGAAGGAAGAGGAUGAGACAGAUGACAUGAAUAGUCAUCAGACUGAAAUACAUUGCUCCCUCCCUGCCGAUGAAGAUAACGCUGAUAUAGUGAAAGUUGAGAUAACAGAAGAUCUGUGUGUGAGGCAUCAGCUGGAAGCACCAGAUAAGGAAGCCAGUGACAGCAUCAGCUCAGGCCGUAUGGAUGUGACGCCUUCAGAUGGCUCAGCAGUUGAGUACAGAGGAGAACCGUAUGUGUGUGAUUACGUGAAGACUGAGGAGGAUGAAGUUCCUAUAAAUACGGCUACAGGUGAUGUUAAGACUGAAGUCGCACUUAAUGCUGAACAAACAAAUGAUCUGUGUGUAAAGAGUCAGCAGGAAGCCGUGAAGCAGGAAAUCAGUGACAAUAUCAGUACAGGUGAAAAUGAUGCUAAGAUUUCAUGUAACAUGGAACAAACAGAAGAUCAGUGGCUAAGAAAUAUGCCAGAACCACCAGAGCAGGAAAUAUGUGACAAUAUAGGUAUAGGUAAAUUCACAAACUGCAAUAAUCCUAGUCAUGAUCAGAGUGCAGAUUGUGGGAAAUAUUUUCUUAAGAAAUCACAUCUUUUCAAACAUCUAAAAAUGUUUACAGGAGGAAAAGGAUUUUCAUGUUCUGGCUGUGGGAAAGGUUUUAAUAAGAAAUCAAAUCUUAUUACCCAUCAGAAAAUUCAUAAAGGGGAGAAAGCAUUUUCAUGUGCUGACUGCGGAAAAUGUUUUACUGUGAAAUCAACUCUUCUUGCGCAUCAGAAAACUCAUACAGAAGAGAAAAGUUUUUCGUGUUCUGACUGUGGGAGAUGUUUUACUCAGAUAGCAAAUCUUAUUAUGCAUCAGAAAAUUCAUACAGUAGAAAAAGCAUUUUCAUGUUCUGACUGUGGAAAAUGUUUUAUUAGAAAAUCAAAUCUUAUUAGGCAUCAGAAAAUUCAUACAGGAGAGAAAGCAUUUUCAUGUUCGGACUGUGGAAAAUGUUUUAAUCUGAAACAAACUCUUAAUAAGCAUCAGAAAAUGCAUACAGGGGAGAGAGGAUUUUCAUGUUCUGACUGUGGAAAAUGUUUUAUUAGAAAAUCAAAUCUUAUUAUGCAUCAGAAAAUUCAUACAGUAGAAAAAGCAUUUUCAUGUUCUGACUGUGGAAAAUGUUUUAUUAGAAAAUCAAAUCUUAUUAGGCAUCAGAAAAUUCAUACAGGAGAGAAAGCAUUUUCAUGUUCGGACUGUGGAAAAUGUUUUAAUCAGAAAGAAACUCUUAAUAAGCAUCAGAAAAUUCAUACAGGGGAGAAAGGAUUUUCAUGCUCUGACUGUGGGAAAGGUUUUACUCACAAAACGAAUCUUAUUAUGCAUCAGAAAAUUCAUACAGGAGAGAAAGCAUAUUCAUGUUCUGACUGUGGAAAAUGUUUUAUUAGAAAAUCAAAUCUUAUUAUGCAUCAGAAAAUUCAUACAGUAGAAAAAGCAUUUUCAUGUUCUGACUGUGGAAAAUGUUUUAUUAGAAAAUCAAAUCUUAUUAGGCAUCAGAAAAUUCAUACAGGAGAGAAAGCAUUUUCAUAUCGGACUGAGGAAAAUGUUUUAACCCCUUAAGGACCAGCGACGUACCCUGUAUGUCACUGGCCUUUUUUUGGGACUUGAUUGUUUUAUAGCAUGGUCUUGCCACCAGCGUUGAGACUGCUCUAUUCCACAAAGCCUCCUGGAGGGAGUGCAUUAAUAGUGUGUUCUUGCUAGACUUGUGCUAUUAUGUCCUGAAAAAACCCUUAACGACCAGUGACAUACAGGGUACAUUGUGGUCAUUAAGGGGUUAAUCUGAAACAAACUCUUAAUAGGCAUCAGAAAAUUCUUACAGGGGAGAAAGGAUUUUCAUGCUCUGGCUGUGGGAAAUGUUUAACUCACAAAACGAAUCUUAUGCAUCAGAAAAUGCAUACAGGAGAGAAAGCAUUUUCAUGUUCUGACUGUGGAAAAUGUUUUAUUAGAAAAUUAAAUCUUAUUAUGCAUCAGAAAAUUCAUACAGGAGAGAAAGCAUUUUAAUGUUCUGACUGUGGAAAAUGUUUUACUCUGAAAUCAACUCUUCUUACGCAUCAAAAAACUCAUACAGGAGAGAAAAUAUUUUCAUGCUCUGACUGUGGGAAAUGUUUUACUCAGAAAUCAAAUCUUAUUGUGCAUCAGAAAACUCAUACAGGGGAGAAAGAAUUUUCAUGUUCUAAAUGUGGGAAAUGUUUUAAUCGGAAAUCAACUCUUAUUACACAUCAGACAAUUCAUACAGGGGGCAAAGGAUUUUCAUGUUCUGACUGUUGAAAAUAUUUUACUUGGAAAGUAACUUUUUCGGCAUCAGAAAACUCAUAUUAAAUUAAAUCAGAGCUUAACCUCCUAAGUGCAGAGGGUGGCAUGUAGUUGUCAAUACAAUACCAAGUGCUGAUGAUUACUGCAUGUGACCUCCAGGGGCAUGCGGUUUUGGAGCUGUUUGAGGGCCCCUUCUGAACCUCAAGCGUGUUUGAGGUGACCCCAGGGUGGAUUUGAUUUGAAUCAAAUUGAUUUAACUAAUGAUUUAAAUCACUAGUCAGUAAGACUAAUUUAAAUAAUGGUUUUAAUUUUUACACUAGUACCUUUUCAGAUUAUUUUUUCCAGUUAUAUCAGACCAUUACUGAUUUGGUUAUAUAUCAUUAGCUAUGCAUAGAUAGAUAAAUCAUUGAAAUGAAUGAAAUUAUUUGGAGGUGAACUAUCUCCGGUUUAAUUGGUUAAUCAUUAAUAUUUGAUCAACUUUUCACCUGUAUUUUUUUUGAAAGGAGAACAAUUAUUACAUUAAUAACAAUAGAAAUAGCUUUAUUUAACUAAAACAAUAACAUUAUUUUUCAUUUAUAAUGCUUGACCCUCCCUCCUCACACUUAGGUCCUUGUGCAGAUCUAUUGCGCUCCAAACAAUCUUCUUUUCAGUGAGCUUCUUAAAACUUUAUAUGGGUUGAUUCUGUGUACAUAGAUUUGCAGGGUACCAAUGGCAUUAAAGGAAAGGAAAGUCAAAAUUAAACUUUCAUAAUUCAGAAAGAACAUGCAAUUUUUAACAAUUUUCUAAUUGACUUCACUUCUGUAAUUUUCUUUGUUCUCUUGGUAUCCAUUGUUAAAAAGCAUGCAUAGGUAGGCUCACUCAGAUGCAAUGCACUACUGUGAGCUAGCUGCUUGUCACUGUCUCGCCCAUUAUAUUCAGAUAGCUCUCCUUCAACAAAGGAUUACAAGAGAAAGAUGUAAAUCUGAAAAUUGUAUGUUCUCUCUGAAACCCAAAAGUUAUCUUUCCUAAUUAUGUCCCUUUAAGGUCUAUUUAUCAACUCUGUAUGCUAAUUUUAUAACAUUUUGCUGUGAAGAAAGGGCAUGUUAUUUCUGCAGACACAAAUUCAUGUGCACUGCUAUUUCUUCAACAAAGAAUGAAGCACAUUAGACACUAGACAUAAAUUGUAAUGUUGUUUAAAAUUGUAUUCUCUACCUGAAGAAAUUUUAUGGGUUUAGUGUCCCUUUAAGAAAAACAAUUCUCACUGUAUUGUUUACAACCUUGUUUAUUUAAAAUGUAAUAAAAUAUGCAUUUUUUUCA
Molecule: messenger RNA, 4007 nt
Organism: Bombina bombina (fire-bellied toad)
Lineage: Eukaryota; Metazoa; Chordata; Amphibia; Anura; Bombinatoridae
Product: gastrula zinc finger protein XlCGF26.1-like
Exons: 9
Coding region: 243-2018 (591 amino acids)
Source: RefSeq, a predicted model, not a curated record